GGGCGCGCAGGGGCCUUAAAGCGCCGCCCGCCGCCCGCCGCGCGUCAGCUCCCGCCAUGGCCGAGGGUGCUCAGCUGCAGCUGUUCGUGAAGGCGAGCGAGGACGGCGAGAGCGUGGGCCACUGCCCCUCCUGCCAGCGGCUCUUCAUGCUCCUGCUGCUCAAGGGGGUGCCCUUCACCCUCACCACCGUGGACACGCGCAGGUCCCCCGACGUGCUGAAGGACUUCGCCCCUGGCUCCCAGCUACCCAUCCUGCUCUACGAUGGCGAGGCCAAAACGGACACACUGCAGAUCGAGGAGUUUCUGGAGGAGACGCUGGGGCCCCCGGAAUUCCCUGGCCUGGCGCCCCGCUACCGCGAGUCCAGUACGGCAGGCAGCGACAUCUUUCACAGGUUCUCGGCCUUCAUCAAGAACCCCGCGCCGGCACAGGACGAAGCCCUGUACAGGCAGCUGCUGCGCGCCCUGGCCCGGCUGGACCGGUACUUGCGCACGCCCCUGGAGCACGAGCUGGAGCACCAGCCGCAGCUGCGCGAGUCGCCACGCCGCUUCCUGGACGGGGACCGGAUGACGCUGGCCGACUGCUGCCUGCUGCCCAAACUGCAUGUCGUGGACACCGUGUGCACGCACUUCCGCCACGCGCCCAUCCCCGCCGAGCUCCGCGGGGUCCGCCGCUACCUGGACAACGCGCUGCAGGAGAAGGAGUUCAGAUACACGUGCCCGCACAGCACCGAGAUCCUGGCUGCCUACAGGCCUGCCGUGCGCCCCCGCUAGUGCCCUGCCCGGCCCACUCCUCUGCAACCCCAUAA
This is a messenger RNA of Sorex fumeus (smoky shrew), 805 nucleotides long. It is a transcript of the gene CLIC3, whose product is annotated as chloride intracellular channel 3. The record is from RefSeq and is a predicted model, not a curated record. Bases 57 to 770 code for a protein of 237 amino acids. NCBI's taxonomy places the organism in Eukaryota, Metazoa, Chordata, Mammalia, Eulipotyphla, Soricidae. The transcript is spliced from 6 exons.